AUGGUCAAACUUCAUCUAUCCCUUGCUGCUGCCUUUGCAGCAUUUACGCUCACCACUGCGGAGAAAGCUCCCGGUGAUAUUAUUGAAAUGAAAAUGGCGACCACUGGACAAACGGAUCAGAUACGCAUUCUCACCAAACCCAGACCAGGCUACACCCCCGCGGCCGAUGCUCCAAGCGUUUGGAAUAUGAAGGAUGGCUGUGAGGAUGUGAGCUCAGUCGAUUUCAUCUUUUCUCCUGUGGAUGACGAAUCCAAGUGCUGCAAGCUUGAGUCGCUCGAUGGGUUCAACCUCUGGCCAGAACAACAAGGUUACACUAUCCCUGGCGGAGCCAACAUUGUUGCCCAAGAACAGUUCGCUCUCGACAAUGGUUGCUUCGAGAGAAACCGUGGAUCAGGUGGCUCGUACACCCUUCAAUCAGGCGAAACGUACAAUUCCUACAUGGCCCAAUUUUUGUCUCACGACCAAUCGACGGUAUUCUUUGACAAUGUUGUGGAGUUCCACAACCAAGACAUUGUUGCCAUUAUUCACGACACCGACAAACUGAAGGAAUCUGAUCAAUUAUUCGCGCUUGGGGGGCAAUCGACCUACAAAGAUGUUCGCGAUGAUGAAUGGAGGGGUUUUGAAGCCAACAGCCAUCGAUAUGAAUCCUUGCAUGUCAAUUGUCUUGCUCGACCAAGCCCUGGAUCUUGUCCCGUUACUCUAUCCACUGCCGUUAGCGAAGUUGCCGUAUCCAACGAAUCUUGCGAGGGUAGAGGUUGGGGCGACCCGCACAUGGUCACUUUCGACGGUCUUCGUUAUGAUGUGCAUGUGAAGGGUGAACUAAUCCUUGUGAAGUCAUUGGACUCUGCCUUUGAGAUCCAAGGUAGAACCGAAGCCGUCGAAAACCACAAUGCAAGACCUGCUGUCACUACCGGCAUCGUCGUCAACGAAGUCGGUGACAACCCAAGAAUCCAAGUCUCUUUGGCACGCGACGCCAGUGACACGUACACUGAAGUACUUCGUGCCAGCGGUUGCCGUGGAGAUCAUUGCAACUGUCCUGUUCAGCUCUUUGUGGACGGCGUUGCCCGACCAGUAUCGUCCGGAUCUGGCAAUACUAUGGCAUCUGUGGCAGUGACUGGCGGCAAUAGAAUCACUAUCCAGUACCCCGAAACAAAAGUCAAGGUUACGAUGGAUGUCAGAAACUGGAGACAAACUUGCCACUUUUCCGUAACCUACACUUUGGCCGACUGUCGACCAAACGAGAAUAUCGUUGGUCUGGUUGGAUCUCCAGACAACGAGUGGCGAAAUGACUGGAUGCAGCGCGAUGGAACUCCAAUUCCUAUUCCUCCUUCUUUGAAAAAGGGAGCUGGAUUCGAGCCAACUUAUAUCUACACUCGGGAUAACUGGUGCGUGGACAAGGAGUCCGACUCUUACUUCGAGUAUGAAGCCAACACCGAUUUUGCAUUCUUCGAUGAGUGCGACAACCCAUAUGAUCCUUCCUUGGAGCAAGCUGUUGCCAAUGCGGAUGCUGCAGUUAUUGAGGAAUGCCAAGGGGAUGUGUUUUGCAUUGUCGACAGCAUUGCUCUUGGUCCAGAGGCUGCGGAAGCGUAUCUUGAAGAUCCAGCUCUUAACCACACUCUUUCACAAACAGCUUCCACCGAUAUUGAAAUUGUUCUUCAAGUUCCUGAUGAGUCUCCCGAUCCCAACUGUCCCGUUUGCAAGGCAAGAGGUUGGGGCGAUCCGCACAUUAUUACUUUCGAUGGAGUUACUUACGACGUCCACGUCAAGGGCGAGCUAACCUUCCUCAAGAGUUUGAGCACCGAUUUUGCCAUCCAAGCACGGACACAGAUCGUCGCCAACCAUCCAAAGGGACCCGCUGUGACUACUGCAGUGGUUGUCCACGAGGACAGUACCUUGGGACUCCCUGUCGUUCAGGUUUCACUAGGCAAGGACGAGGACAGCGAGCUUGCAACUAUGAUUGGACCAUGUGCCGUGCAGCUUUUUGUAGAUGAGGAAGCCAAGGACAUUCGACUUGGAACUGGAUCUUCUGAUGUCACCGUGCAGGUCAAGAACAAGCGAAUUGUUGUCGAAUAUGCUUCGACCAACUUGCGGUUGGACAUGGAUGUGAAGGUGUGGCGCGACACUUGCCAUUUUUCUGUGAACUAUUUCUUGGCCGAUUGUCGCUGUGAUGAGACUUUGGUUGGGAUUCUCGGUCAGCCUGAUGGAGACAGCUACAACGAAUGGCACGAUCACACUGGCAAUGCUGUCGACAUUCCAUCCAACGGACGCAAGCGUCGCGGUAUUGAAGCAUACAACUAUUCUAUGACUUGGUGCAUUUCUGAGGAAGAUUCCCACUUCACCUACGAGUCUGGAAUGAAUCAUGGCACGUUCGACAAGUGUACCUCGGACAACUUUGAUUUGGACAUUGAUGAUCUGAUCGAAAAUGCUGAUACGGACACAAUUGACAAGUGUACCAUCGACGGUGUCUUGGAGGAAGGUUGCGUGUUAGAAUGUGAAUUUUUGGGCGACGAGGCAUGCGAUGAGUACAUUGUGAUUAUUCAAGAAACCGAGACAGUGGAAAUCACUGACGAACCGACCUCAGGUCCCACACCAGUACCUACUUCUGGGCCAACUCGAGUCCCUACCUCAGGUCCCACACCCGUUCCUACUUCCGGACCAACUCCCGUCCCAACCCCAGUACCUACUUCUGGACCAACUCCCGUGCCUACCUCGGGUCCCACUCCAGUGCCCACUUCUGGACCAACUCCGGUACCAACUUUGGAAGGAUCAAGCGGGCCAACUGUGGCAGCAUCAAGCUCUCCUACGACACUCCCAACUCCAGGUCCCACUUCAGGACCUACCUCUGGACCAACAAAGGAACCAACUCCAGUACCCACAUCUGGACCAACUCUGGUACCAACUUUGGAAGCAUCAAGCGGACCAACUGUGGCAGCAUCAAGCUCUCCUACGACACUCCCAACUCCAGGUCCCACUUCAGGACCUACCUCUGGACCAACAAAGGAACCAACUCCAGUACCCACAUCUGGACCAACUCUGGUACCAACUUCGGAAGCAUCAAGCGGACCAACCGUGACAGCAUCAAGCUCUCCUACGACACUUCCAACUCCAGGUCCCACUUCAGAGCCGACCUCUGGACCAACUCCCGUGCCUACAUCAGGUCCCACAUCUGUUCCAACAAGCGCACCCACAAAGCAAAGCCAGCUUGGAACUGCCGCCAGUGAUAUCACCACGCCGGAAACGAAUGUCACUAAUCCUGAUGAAAUUCUUGAAUCCGACUCUGGAAGCAGGGGUGACCCACACUUCAAAUCAUGGGUCGGAGAACACUUUGAGUAUCAUGGGCAAUGUGAUUUGGUCCUUGCUAAGGAUGCCAACUUUGCUGAUGGCCUUGGAUUGGAUGUACAGAUUCGCACCAAGCUUGUUCGCUUCUGGAGUUACAUCAAGAGAGCCGCCAUUCGAAUUGGCGAUGACAUCCUUGAAGUGGAAGGUUCAGGCGACAUGAGCGAGACAGAUCCUCUCUAUUGGUUCAAUUUUGUUCACCAGCGACCUGUACAGACAGUAGGCGGCUUUCCAGUUCAAAUCACCAAGGGAACCGGUCGCUCACACAGACACAAGUUUGAAAUUGACUUGAGCAGCAAGUACCCUGGCCAGAAGAUCGUCAUUGCGACGAUGAAGGAGUUCGUGCAGGUGGACUUUGUUAACGCCUCCGCCAAAGCUUUCGGCAAUGCUGUUGGUAUGUUGGGAGACUUCAAGACUGGAAAGACCUAUGCUCGUGACCAAACUACUGUUAUCAAUGAUUUUAUCGAACUCGGAAACGAAUGGCAGGUGUUGCCACAGGACAAUAUAUUGUUUCAAGAUGUGUCGGACCCCCAGUUCCCCAAGCGUUGCAUCCUUCCAGAAGAUCCGCGUGGAGACCGCCGCCGCCGUCUUGAAGAAUCGACUAUCACCAUGGAGGAGGCUGAAGCGGCAUGCUCCAAGGGUUUGAGCGAUCCUUUGGACAUCAAGGAUUGCGUAUAUGAUGUCUUGGCAACCCAAGAUAUGGAUAUGGUUGGGGCCUUCUAA
Cylindrotheca closterium is the source of this 4059-nucleotide messenger RNA. The record is from the annotation of a GenBank genome assembly. NCBI's taxonomy places the organism in Eukaryota, Bacillariophyta, Bacillariophyceae, Bacillariales, Bacillariaceae.